Molecule: messenger RNA, 1700 nt
Organism: Prorocentrum cordatum
Lineage: Eukaryota; Dinophyceae; Prorocentrales; Prorocentraceae
Source: the annotation of a GenBank genome assembly
GCGGCGAUGAACGGGGUCGCGGCGCCCCCGUACGGGCCUGCCUGCGCGGAGCUGAUCUGGGCUCUGGCCCUUCGGUUCCGCCUUGGCCCGAGCGUGCCCGGAGGGGCCGCCCGAGUGGCUCGCGUCGGUCUGCCCGCCGACGCCGGGGUGCCCAGCCUGCCCGGCGCGUGCCCCGCGGAGGCGGGGUUCACGGCCGCGGGUCAGCUGCUGGUGCUGGGGCCUUCGGUGCUGACCAACGUGCUCGGCUACCUGAUCGGGCGCUGGCAGGCGGAGGAGUGGUACAGUGAACGUGUGCCUGGACAGUACGUCGGCAUGGUCUAUGACGCUGACGCUGAGGAUCACGAGAGGUUGCUCCUCUUCCCGCUGGCGGGCGGGGCGUUGUGGACUCGCACGGUAGACGGAGAUGAAUGUUUUCUGGAUCUGGCCUGCCAGGACGUCCGCUUUGGGCCGACGGAGUGCUACCCGCUGCCUGCUGACGGGUCGGCGCCCCCGAGCCGUCGUGGUCCAGGCCUCUGUCGUUUCGAGCCCCGCCUUGACGCCCGGGCGCUACGGCAGGCCGUCCUGCGGGGCCGGCGCAUCUGCGAGGACGGGCGCCGGGCGGGGCUAGCCGGGCGAGAGCCGACGCUACUGCUGGGCCCGGACGUGCGGCCGGUGGAAGUGGAGCGCUUCCUGGAGGACAGCCUUCCGCGGCCCGCGUGGCCGCUGGCCGCCGGCGCGGGCGGGCGAGCCGGAGUUGGAGCCGCCGCUCGACAGCGGCCCCCUGCGGCCUGCUUGGCGAGCCGGGCCGCGGGGCUGGCGGGCCCUGGCUGGUCGGCCUGCUGGGCUUCAUCUGGGUGCUCGCCGAGCCCGUCGGCGACCAGCCAGUCGGUAGCGAGGUGGACGUCCACGUGGGUGCUGGCCGCGACCGCCUGGCAGGCUUUCGUUGCCCAGAACGACGAGGUGGUGCGCGCCGUGCGCCUGCUGGGCCUCCCCGCCGGCGCGGAGGAGCUCGCCGAGGAUAGCGACGCGGAGGACGAGGACAGCUUCCCGUUGGUCGCUCAGGCUCGCACCUGGCGGGAGGCGGUGGCAGGCAGCGCGCAGGGCCCCGUCGCCGAUCAGCUGGCGCGCGCCCCGCCCAUCGCGCUCACCAUCAGUCGGAGCAUGCUGAGGGUGAGCGGGGAUCCUCGGGCUUGGCUGCAGGACUACCUGCGCGAGAAGCGGCUGGACCCUGGCAGCCGCGUGGCGCUCGAGAUGCAGGGUAUCUGCGAGGCCCUGUAUUUCGCGGGUUGCUACGACAGUGCGAACCUGGGCUCGUCGCGCGCGCUGGAGGUGAUGGACCGCCGCCUCGCGGGUAUCAUGAUGGAGCAGGCGGGCCCCAGACGGACGCACGUGGAGCUCCUGGAGCACCAUUACGCCGCCGCUGCGGGCCAGACUGGGGGCGGUGCGGCGCCGACGACGCUGAAGGAGGAGGGGGGCUGCGAUGCCGAGGCGCCAGAAGGGGGCAGCCAUGGCGCCGGCAGCAACGGGAACUGGCGGCCGCCCCAGACUGGCGGCCUCGCGUGGGCAGCGAAGACUGUCCGUUUGGCGAACGACGCACUGUGCGGCCUGAACUUGAUGGCUGGUUGCGAUGAUUUUGUCCCGGGCGACGCGGGCCCCGACGUCGCGCCGGGCGACGUGCAGGCCGACGCGCAACAGUGGGCGCGCGAGUUGGCGGACAGCCG